Molecule: messenger RNA, 2600 nt
Organism: Annulohypoxylon truncatum
Lineage: Eukaryota; Fungi; Ascomycota; Sordariomycetes; Xylariales; Hypoxylaceae
Product: peptide N-acetyl-beta-D-glucosaminyl asparaginase amidase A-domain-containing protein
Exons: 3
Coding region: 446-2455 (669 amino acids)
Source: RefSeq, a predicted model, not a curated record
UUUGGGGAGUUAAGCUGGUUGGUUAGCACCUGAGUACUAUUGACAUUUAGGUCCACGGGUACCUACCUACCUAGUGGCUAGCAAAGGUUCAGCCAGUAAAUAAUCGGCUCUCUUUAAAGAGAAUUGGAAGACAUGCAUUUACUACUAUGUGUGAUGAAGUAGAAAUAGAAUCUGCGUGUCCCUAAAAAGGUCUAGGCAAAGAUUGAUCUUGGCAUUAUCACCUUCUAUUCUCGGCUGAUUUGCCGUGCAAUCGUUAUCAGCACCCAGCCCGGAUAUCGUGCAAUUUGCCCGCGAUCCCUGGAAUGCAUAUAUCCAAGGCAAGGGUCGUAUCGCGCAUGUCAGGGGAAAUGUCGUGCUCGAGGUGGAAUCGGUAUCCUAUUUCUUUCGAACGUACGACUCGUCACCGUCUGCGUUCUAGGAACCUGAUUGAGCAAUUGAGGAAUCAAUGUCGAUCUCAAACCUCAUGAGCGACCGCGUGCGCGCCAUGUUUACGAAAUGGGUACUGCUGGUUACUCUCCUCGUUGGGUUGUCCGUGGCACAUCCCGACGCGAGAUAUCCACCGCAAAAGAUCGUUGAAAGGGAUGCAAAGGUAGCGCGCAGUCCUUUUGCCAAAUUCAAAGAUCUCGUAGCCGGCGAAGUAGGUGUCUCAUCGACUAACGACGCGCCUGCUGCGACGACCACGCCGUUGGAAUGCUUCCAAGUUGCCCAACCAGUGUUGACACCCCAAGGAGCUCUGUUCCGCGACGGCGCCGCGAUCACUGGAGAUGGAAUCUCGGUUUCAACUGAAGAUGAGGUUGCCCACACGGUAGUGUUAAUGGUGCAUUCGUUCGCGAAUAGUUAUGGUGCUCCCUUCGUUGCCAAUUACACCCCUCCAGACUACGAUUUCGACCACGUCGUUAUCAACUUCACCGUGGAGGUAAAGGGACGACAGUAUGAUCGAACGGGCAUUUUUUACCUCACUGACACCGAAGUGUGGAGAACGUCAACUGCCGAGCCCACCUCGUACGGCAUUCGUUGGACCUGGCUCAAAGAUCUAACUCCAUUCUUGUCCCUCUGGAAGGAGCCGCAAACUUUGAUUUUCGACCUUGAAAGCAUUGUAGAUGAUACUUACACGGGCAUUCUUAACACGACGCUCACAGCAACUUAUUGGAAGUCUUCUUCGGUCGCGGCUAGCGGUCGAGGUCCCGCCGACCUGAUCAUCCCUAUCUCCGAACGCACGGGCUCUGAGGGGCAGCCAAGCCAGUUUACCUACCCGGAGCAGAAUGCGACUAAUACGGUCAGCUUCCCUCGGAAUGCAAACCGCGCCGUAUUUACCGUAGAUGUUAAAGGCCAGGGCGACGAGGAAUUUUGGUGGAGUAACGUGCCGCAGAGCGCGAUAAACACGUUCGAUGCCGAAUACGGCGUGUACCCCGGUUACUCACCAUUCCGCGAAGUCCAGGUCCUAAUCGAUGGCCAGCUUGCCGGAGUGGACUGGCCAUUCCCCGUCAUAUACACGGGUGGUGUGGUCCCUCAACUGCACCGGCCAGUUGUCGGAAUUCAAGCUUUUGACAUCAGGGAGCACGAGAUCGACAUUACCCCUUGGCUACCGCUUCUCUCCGACGGAAACAAUCACACCUUUACGAUUCAGGUCCUCGGUCUAGAUGACGACGGGGUAUCCAGCGCGACGCUCUCCUCAACCACGGACAGCUCAUGGUACAUCACGGGCAAAAUCUUCGUUUGGCUCGAUGACGCAGACUCCAUCACGACCGGGACGCUAGGCAACUCAACCGCCAGCGAGCCCAGCAUCUCCUUCUCUCAACAGAUCACGCAAAACUCCACCGGCUUCAACGAAACCCUCGACUACACACUAGCCGUAACACGCACGUUCUCCAUCAGCUCGUACGUCAAGACGCAGAACGGCGAGGGCACGGCGACGUGGACGCAGUCCCUCUCGUACUCGAACAACGGCGGCGUCUACGCCUACGGGUUCGAUAACGUUAACACGUUCGGGAUCUCGGGCGCCGACGCGGCCACAGGCGCGGGGCUCGACUAUAACUACUCGGCUAGCUACAGCUACCCGCUGUACUGCAGCAGCUCGGCGGCGUAUUCGCCCGAGGGCAACUUGACGCUACGCGCUGAUCUCAACCAAAGUUUAGUCCACGAAGUCCGGGGCGAUUCUGUGUUCCCCUCCGGCCUUGAGGCGUUCGCGGGAAUUGACGCUACGGAUAUAUCGCAGUUCUCCGGCGCGGUGCUGAGCACCUGGAAGAACGGGUCGGCGUUAUACGAGGCGGCGGCUGAUAACAGCUACAGCACGGGCGUUGGUUCGGCGCACCAGGUAUUCUCUUUUGGAGGAGUGAAUGGCGAUGAUGAUGAGGCGACGCCACAUAGCACGGAGCUGUACUUCCGAGAGGUUAGUGCGUAUAAUGAUACGGUCACUAACAACUCCGUGCUGUUGUUGGGGAAGGCCGUACAAUAGAGCUGGCCUAGAGUAUGACGUUGGUGUCAUUUUUUAGGAUUGGUAAUGUGAAUAUGGAUAUGAACUGAAUUAUAUGCAAGCGGAUUUAAUAUACAUACAUAUAUAUUUCUUCAUGGAAAAUUGAUGUAAUAUUUUAUUCCCUAAA